AUGGAUGGAAAGCCAAUGGACAUCGUGUUCCCGGACGGUAAGAUCGGAAAUUGCUCGGCUUGUAAUGCACCGGACAACGAAGAAAUGGUCCAAUGUGAUCACUGUGACACUUGGUGGCACUUUGCCUGCGUAGGUGUUGGAGAAAGCAUCAGUGAACGUAGUUUCACGUGCCCGGCGUGUCAAAAAGCUACGGUUAUGGAUUCGAGACCCGAGCUUGCUACUCCUAGGGGAGAGACGAUCGUACCAACGAGAGCUUUGACCCUCAAUUCGAUAACGUCAUCGAAAACCAGAGCUCGGUUAACCCUUCAACGACUCGAGGCGGAAAAAACGCUGCGUGAAAAGCAGCUUGAUUUCGAACGUCGAGAUGAUGCAAGGCGACGCGAGCAGGAACGUCUGGAAAAAGAGGCACAAUUUGAACGACGGCAACUUCAAUUGGAGGAAGAAUUUAUGAAAAAGAAGCUGCAAGCCCUGGAGGACGAGGAAGACGCCGUAAGUGAAACAAGGAGUAGAAAAUCCGCUCAGAGUGGGAUUAAUAAGGUAGAAGAGUGGCGCAAGGGACUACCUCCGUUGGGUUUCCAAUCCACUUUGCGAGAGCCAAGAAGUCAGGGGCUAGCUAAUAAAGCCGAACCGAUAGGUAGAUCAUCACACACAGCAAACAAUAGGGUGUCUGAGUUGUCAAAGUUUUUCCAAAGUAAAGUUCCUAUAGACACCAAUAGCAGGUCCCAUCAAAUGGAAAUAACCAGAUCAGGUCGGAAGAUCGGUCCUUCAAAAUUGAACAAAGACGAAAGCCAAAUUGUAGAGCAACUUAAAAACCUUUCCUUUGUUCCGCCAUAUGAGCGAGAUUUCAACUUUACAUCGGAGUUGUCUCCCAAUCGCGCGGAUAGUUUUUCCGGUUUGUCUAAAGUAGCAUGGGCGAAUGCCAGCACUUCAGCGGCUGUGUAUGACGGCAACCCGCAAUAUGGAUCAAGUGGUGGUGCACCUGCCGCCUGUGUUGACGAAGGUGGAAGCGUUAAUUGUGCGAAUGGACAGAUUAGUUUUGAAGUGUGUCCUACAAAGAAGCAGUUAUUAUCUCGACAAAUAUUGACGAAAGAUUUGCCGAUUUUUAGCGGGAAUCCCGAAGAUUGGCCGCUUUUCAUUCGUACUUUCCGUAUGACUUCAGAAGCCUGUGGAUUCGACGAUACAGAAAACCUUAUGAGACUCCAAAGAUGUCUAAAAGGUUCCGCCUAUGAAGCAGUAUGCAGUCGACUCAUGAUGCCAGAAGCAGUACCCUCGAUCAUCAGUACACUAGAGACUCUUUAUGGAAAACCAGAGAUUUUGAUCUAUAGGUUGCUACAGAAAGCUAAGCAAGUGCCUGCCCCAAGAGCCGAUAAACUGGAAACAUUAGUCAGCUUCGGGUUAGCUGUUCAAAAUCUAUGCUGUCACCUGGCACUAGCGGAUCAACAUCUGAACAACCCAACGCUACUGUUUGAAUUGGUUGAGAAGCUGCCACCGAAUUUUCAAAUGGAAUGGGGCAUGUAUAUCGAAAAAGUAGGGACAGCCGAUUUGCCGACUUUCUGUACGUAUUUGGGCGGCAUCAUUAAAGGUAUUUCCAAUGUGUCGGUAAACUGUGACAAUAUGAGCUCUAAACCCAUUCAGAGAACCGGACGAAAGGAUAAAAUGAGGGAGAAGAAUUUCUUCGGUGCACAUGCUGAGGUUGAAUCAGAUUCAGAUAUUGAAGAAGUCGUUGAUAUGAGGACAUCCGCUGGUGCUAUUAUGUCCCACGUCUCGAAUAAUCGUAUCGCUGACCACCAAAUGAAGAUUAAGGCUGAACGCUUAAGGAGAAACGUUAUUCCAGUUUGCUUUAUCUGUCGAGACCCUGAACAUCGAGUUAAAAAUUGCCCGAAAUUCGUGGAACUGAACGUCGCUGAUAGGUGGAGGCAGGUACGGGAGCUUAAUAUGUGCAGUAGCUGUCUGAAUUGCCACGGAAGGAGGCCGUGUAAGGCCGCGAAGCAGUGUGGGGUUGAUGAGUGUAAACAUAAACACCAUCCCUUACUGCAUGAGAAACCGGAUGACGAAACGGAACCCAAAGCAACUGGGGCAGUUGCAAACCAUCAUCACGCGGAACAUACGACGUUGUUCAGAAUCAUACCGGUAACGCUGUUCGGAAAUGGACGAUCUGUAGAGGUGUUUGCAUUUUUGGAUGAAGGAUCUUCGUUGACGCUGGUAGAAGAGGAAGUCGUUAAGCAGCUAGAGGUAGAAGGAGAAAAAGCACCGCUAUGUCUACAAUGGACCGCAAAUAUACGACGGAACGAAAAGAAUUCUAAACGAGUCUCGUUAGAUAUAUGUGGCAACUCUAAUCCAGGACAACAUUACAAGUUGAAGGAGGUUAGGACAGUUAAGUGCCUAAACCUGCCCAAGCAGACCAUCCGGGGACAGGAAUUGAUUCAGAAGUACCCACACCUUCAAGGAUUACCGAUUCAGAGUUACAAAAACGCCAUACCGAAGAUUCUGAUCGGUAAUGAUAAUCUGUACGUAGCAGCAACGCAAAAAAUUCGAGAAGGAGCAAUAGGUGACCCGAUUGCAGCAAAAUGUCGCCUGGGUUGGACGGUUUAUGGAGCAUCGGAAUUUGGAUCGUCUGGAGCUGGAUUUUUCCAUAUGUGCGAAUGUGAGCAGCAGAGUAAAUCCUUACACGAGUUGGUGGAACAAUAUUUUAGGAUUGAUUCCCUAGGAAUAACCACAACAAAAAAUCUGGAAUCCAGAGAAAAUCAACGAGCGAACCAGAUCAUGCAGCAAACGACGAGAAGAAUUGCCGAUAGGUUUGAAACCGGAUUGAUUUUUAAAUACGACCAUUUUGAAUUUCCGGACAGCAGGGUGAUGGCCGAACGCAGACUGCAGUGUCUAGAAAGACGAAUGGCCAGCGAUCCAGUUAUCUCGGAGAGUGUUCGGCGACAAAUGAAAGAGUACGUUGACAAGAACUACAUACACGAAGCAUCGAACGAAGAGUUACAAAGAGCAGACCCUAGGAAAACCUGGUAUUUACCCUUGGGUAUAGUAAUCAACCCAAAGAAGCCGUCCAAAAUUCGUAUAUUUUGCGAUGCCGCUGCUAAGGUGGACGGUAUCUCAUUGAACUCGGUGUUGAUGAAAGGACCUGACCUUCUGAGCUCCUUGCCUCGAAUUCUCUUUGGAUUUCGUGAACGAGCGGUGGCCAUAUGUGCCGACAUCAAGGAGAUGUUCCAUCAAGUAAGGAUACGACAAGAGGAUCGCGACUGCCAGAGGUUGUUGUGGCGGGAGAAUGCGCGGGAUCAGCCGAAAGUUUAUAUAAUGGAUGUUGCCACAUUUGGAUCCACGUGCUCGCCCUGCUCGGCCCAAUAUGUUAUGAGCCUCAACGCAAGUGAACAUGAACGAGAAUUUCCUGGUGCGGCAGAGGCGAUCAGGACACGCCACUACAUGGACGAUUGGUUGGACAGCGCUGAUACGGUGGAACUGGCAGUUAAACUGGCGCUGGAGGUAAAAAUAGUGCACUCAAAGGGAGGGUUCCAACUACACAAUUGGCUGUCAAAUUCCCCGGAGUUUCUCAAACGGGUCGGGGCGUCCGACGGGAAGGAAGAAAAAAUGCUGAGUCUAGACUGCAAUUCUAUGGAACGUGUCUUGGGGAUGUACUGGAAACCCAAACCGGAUGUCUUCACUUACCGUACCUCGAUGCAAUUAGAGCCAUUACGACCAACGAAACGGGAAGUGCUACGAGCUGUUAUGUCAUUGUUUGAUCCUUUAGGAUUGUUAUCAUUCUUCGUAGUGCAUGGAAAAAUUAUAAUCCAAGAUAUUUGGCGGGCAAAAACUGAUUGGGACGAAAAAAUUCCUAAGGAAAUCAACGAAAAAUGGCAGUUGUGGGCCAAUUACUUUGCGAGACUGGGCGAUGUACGCAUUAACAGGAGCUAUUUUCCGAAUUGCACUACAGAUCAGUUGGAGGAAGUUCAGCUGCAUAUUUUUUGCGAUGCUAGCGAUAGCGCUUACGCAUGCGUCGCCUACAUACGCGUCAAAAUCGGAGGAAGAAUUCGAUGCUCACUCGUCGCAGGUAAAGCUAAAGUGGCUCCUUUGAAAGUUUUAUCCAUCCCACGUUUAGAGUUGCAAGCAGCUGUUAUUGGAGCGCGUAUGCAAAACUCGAUUAUAGAAUCACAUCGAUUGAUCAUCAGCAAAACUACUUUCUGGAGUGACUCAAAAACGGUGCUCGCAUGGCUCAACUCAGAUCAGCGCAGGUACACAAAAUUUGUAGGUGUCCGGGUCGGCGAAAUACUUACUACAACACGUGCGGAGGAUUGGAGAUGGGUACCGUCCAAGCUGAACGUAGCCGAUGACGCAACGAAGUGGGGUAAACAUCCAAAUUUCUCCCCUGAAAGUCGCUGGUUCAGAGGACCGGAAUUUCUCUUGGAAAACGAAGAUGCGUGGCCGGCGGAUACUGUGUCGGAAGUGGAUACUUCUGAAGAAUUGCAGAAAUGUUUCGCACACAUGGAAGAAAAAGGAUCGCGAAUGGUUCAAUGGGAUUGUUUCUCUAAGUGGAUGCGGCUUUGGCGUGCAAUAGGACAAGUUUAUCGUUAUUACAAUCAUCUACGCGUCAAGAAAACGGGAGAGGUACCGAGUGGUCCGCUAACACAAGACGAGCUUAUCAAAGCGGAAAUGACUAUAUUUCGAUGGAUUCAGCAGGAGGAGUAUCCGAGGGAACUUAAAGAGCUUGAGGCAGCGCAUUUAGCGAAAACUGGAAGAGUCCAACUGUCAACUAGUAGCCAAUUGUUCAGAUUAUCACCGUGUCUGGAUGCCCAUGGAGUAAUUCGUUUGGAAAGUCGCAUUGUAGCUGCAUCGUACGCGUCUUUCGAUGUAAGGUAUCCCAUAAUACUUCCGUCCAACCAUGUUGGAACAAGACUUCUCGUCGAUUGGUACCACAGACGGUUUUUACACGGCAACGCAGAAACGGUUGUUAACGAGAUUAGACAAAGAUUUCAUAUUUCGAAUCUGAGGUCAGUAGUGAAAAAGGUGGCGAAAACAUGUUCUCACUGUCAGGUGAAAAAGGCGAGGCCGGUUAUUCCGAGGAUGGCACCAUUGCCCGAAGCGAGACUAAAAGCGUAUUCCAGACCUUUCUCUUUUACGGGGAUAGAUUACUGUGGACCAUUUUAUAUUAAAAUUGGACGGGCUCUCGUGAAGAGGUGGAUCGCACUAUUUACCUGUAUGACGAUACGGGCAGUACACCUAGAAGUCGUUCAUUCUCUUAAUACAGAAUCAUGCAAGAUGGCAAUAAGACGGUUUAUAGUACAGAAAGGAUCACCAAGAGAAAUUUAUAGCGAUAAUGGGACUAAUUUUUUGGGCGCUAGCAACGAGCUGUCACGAGAAAUAGACACCGGGAACUUGGCAGAAUGUUUCACAAACACGGACACCAGAUGGAUCUUCAAUCCUCCCUUAGCGCCACACAUGGGCGGAGUAUGGGAGAGAAUGGUGCGCUCUGUCAAAGCAGCACUCAGCGCCAUGCAGAUGACAAAGAAUCCUGACGAAGAAACGUUUAGGACGAUUGUCAGAGAAGCCGAAGGAAUAGUGAACUCGCGUCCUCUUACAUUUAUUCCGGUAGACCACGAACUCCAGGAAGCUCUGACGCCAAAUCACUUCUUGAUGUUAAGCUCAAAUGGUGUUACUCAGACGCCGAAAAGGUUAAUUGACGACAGAUCUUCGCAUCGUAAUAACUGGAACCUUCUUAACCACGCCGUGGACCAGUUUUGGAAACGAUGGAUCCGGGAAUACUUGCCAACGCUUACGAGAAGGACGAAGUGGUUCCAGGAUUCUAAGGAAAUUGCACCGGGGGAUCUUGUGAUUGUUGUAAAUGAAGCAGAACGUAAGGGAUGGAUCCGAGGAAAAGUAGUGAGCAUAACAACGGCAGCAGAUGGCAGGAAGAGAAGAGCAGUAGUACAAACUACUUCAGGAUUGAUUCGGCGAGCUGUGGCUAAACUUGCACGGUUGGAUAUAGAAGGUAAAACUGGUUUCGUAGAACCCCUUACCAGUGUUACGGGUCGGGGAAUGUUAGCCGAUCAAUAA
Molecule: messenger RNA, 6051 nt
Organism: Uranotaenia lowii
Lineage: Eukaryota; Metazoa; Arthropoda; Insecta; Diptera; Culicidae
Exons: 1
Coding region: 1-6051 (2016 amino acids)
Biological process (GO): DNA integration
Molecular function (GO): nucleic acid binding
Source: RefSeq, a predicted model, not a curated record